AUGCCAGAGAAGUCUCGCUACAACAUCGACACCCCAUCCACCGACGUCCUCAGCUACAUAUAUUCUGAAAACGAAACACCAGCAGACGCUCCAAUAUGGAUCGAUGCCGACGACACAUCCAAUUCGCUCUCGCUCAAACAACUUCUGUAUUGGGCCAGGAGACUCGGAGUCGGACUCGACAAACUCGGCAUCCAACAGAAUGAAGCCGUCAUGAUGUAUACCAACAAUCACAUCUUCAUCCCGGUGUUAUACUUUGCGGUCGCAGGCUCGGGACGCAUAUUCACUGGCUGCAACCCUGCUUACGGAGUCGACGAGACAUCGUAUCAGCUGGAGAAUACCGGUUCAAAAGCCAUCUUCGUCGAGCCACCUUAUCUGGACACGGUCUUGAAGGCGGCGGAGAAGACUGGUGUACCCAGAGACCGCAUAUUCCUCUUCAGCGACCGGCCUUGCGAGGCAAAGCACGGCAUCAAAGACUUCCGCUCAAUCCUAGGCUCAGAGCAAGAAUCCAGUCAAUGGCAAUGGCACCGCAUGACCCCCCAGGAAAGCAAAACCCGCACAGCCGCCCUCAACUACUCCAGCGGCACCACUGGCCUUCCUAAGGGCGUGAUCGUGUCCCACCAAAACAUCAUCGCCAAUGUUGAACAGUCCAUCUACAUGCGCAACCUCGAACAACCCUCCUCUCCGUCCCCAGAACGCUGGCUAGGCUUUCUCCCUCUCUACCACGCCUACGGCCAGCUCUGGAGCAUCGUCGCUGCCGCCAUCACGCAGACACCGUGUUAUUGCAUGCGCAGCUUCAACUACCGAAACUGGCUCUCCCACAUCCAAAAUCACCACAUCACGCACAUUCAAACCGCGCCGCCGAUCCUGGUUAUGCUCGCCAAACGUCCUGAAACCCAAGAAUACGACCUCUCCUCCCUCGUCAACGUGCUCUGCGGCGCCGCUCCUUUGUCGAAAGAGUUACAAAACGAAGUCUCCGCCAAAUGCGGCCUCAAAGUCAUUCAAACAUGGGGCAUGACGGAGGUCACCUGCUCCUGUCUCCACGUCCCCGGCGGGCGAGACGACCGCUCUGGUAGCGUUGGACUCAUCGACCCGAAUGCGGAGAUGAAGUUGAUCAACGAUGAGGGGCAGGAAGUCGGACCCGGGGAGCGGGGGGAGAUAUAUGUUCGUGGUCCGAACAUUACACUCGGGUACUGGCGAAACGAGCAAGCUACGCGGGAUGCCUUUGAUGCUGAGGGGUUUUUGAAGACAGGGGAUGUAGCGGUGAAGGAUGAGGAGGGGUGGCAUUGGAUCGUUGAUCGGAAGAAGGAGUUGAUCAAGGUGAAGGGGUUCCAGGUUGCGCCGGCGGAGCUCGAGGCGGUGUUGUUGGAGAAUGAGCAUGUGGCGGAUGCCGCGGUGUGCGCGGUGCAGGGGGAGUAUGAGGAGUUGCCUAGGGCGUACGUGGCGUUGAAGGAGGGUAGCAAAGGGAGGGUCAAGGAGGAAGAAGUCCAAAAGUGGAUUGAGGGUAGGGUUGCGCGGCAUAAGAGACUCGAUGGGGGCGUGAGGUUCAUUGAUGAAGUGCCAAAGUCCGUCAGUGGCAAGAUUCAGCGCAAGCUGCUACGGGAGUGGGCGAAGACGGACCCGGCAACGACAGCACCCAAGGCGAAGCUGUAG
Saxophila tyrrhenica is the source of this 1650-nucleotide messenger RNA. RefSeq lists its product as uncharacterized. The transcript is spliced from 2 exons. Gene Ontology annotation, molecular function: CoA-ligase activity. The coding region runs from base 1 to 1650 and encodes 549 amino acids. Gene Ontology annotation, biological process: secondary metabolic process. Lineage: Eukaryota; Fungi; Ascomycota; Dothideomycetes; Mycosphaerellales; Extremaceae. The record is from RefSeq and is a predicted model, not a curated record.